AUGCGUUUUGUGGGUGCCGCCAAAGAUGCCUCUUAUCAGUGCAAAACCACAUGUACUGAAUCCAAUCUGGAAGAAAAAGAAACCUCUAUAUGGACAUGUCGUGUUACUGGAAAGUCAAAUCUCACUUACCGUGAAGCACUGAAAACCGAGGCAACCGCGAUUAAGACGUUGAAAAAAUGCUUCCCGAAAUUUUUUGAAAAAACUAUUCUAGAGCGUAUUCACUUAAGUACUUUACCUCUAGAAUCUCUGGUGCACAAUUGCUGGACUGCGAUACAUGAACAGUUUCAUAUCGCUGAACCUGUAAAACUUAAAGUUGACUCUGCUUCCAGUAUACCCAUACGUGGAAUCAUUGAUGAUAUAAUUAAAUCUCAACCUGUACCGCCACCUGUUCCAGACAAUACUUCACCAAAUAACAGUGAUAAAGAAAAUGUUACAAGAAAGAAUUCACCUGUCAAAAAAGAUUAUGCAUACAGUAUUAAAGUGCUCGCAGACAUCCCAGUUGUCGUACAUGAUAUUCCAGCUUGUUCAAUAGAUCGUGUCAGUCGUGCACCAUCCAAAGAACACAUUCGGAUGUUUAUUCGCAGUCAUGCUAUGCGUUACGGUCCAAAUUUUACGGGUCCAUGGAUUGUAAACGAAGAGCUUCUACGACGUCAUAAGAUACCCUUGAAAAGCCCUGGAUUUCAAGUUGAUAAAGUCAAGUUGAAACAAAUGUCAAAAACCCUUGAGGAGGAGUACUUCAUUCGCAUUAUGAAUUCACGACGUCAAGCCAAUGGAGAGGGUACAUCUGAAGAUGUUUCCACUAGCACACCACUUAAUUUCAAACGUAUCAAACGCUUUUCUGUACUUCGUGAUGAUAGCACUAGUAGACAAAGGGAGGAGAAUGAGGACGACCUACCAUUGGCACAGUUAAAAGAUCGCAGUCAAGCUAAACAAUCAUCAUCAGAUGAUGGCAGUAAAAAGAAAAUGAAACAGGCCACUUUGUUUCAAUUUGGUAAGAAGGAUUCUUCUAAGGAGGAAGCUACAGACUCAUCAACUGUCAAUCGUCCUAAAAAGAGUGUAUUACCUCGAGUUGCUCAACAUCUUAUAAAAAUGUUUGAAGAAAAUAAAGAUAAUCCGGCAAUUGAAAAUCAAAUAAAAGUUUGUGCAAAAUUCAUCACUGAUAUUGAUCUGCUGAAGUUGCCAGUUGAAUUACGUGAUCGUGUUCGAGAAAAGAAAGAGGAGUUCGAAUUCAGAAAAAAAUUAAUGGCUAUGACACCAGCUGAGCGAAAGGAAGCACUUCAAGAAAUGAAAGAAAAACGGAAAAUAGAGCGUAUUCAUGCCAAUAAGUUAAUUGAUGAUUUACAGCUUACAAAAUCUCUACCUCAAUGUCCCUGUUUACCUAAACCUUCUAAGCUUGAAUUCCCUACUGGUUUUACAGAAUCCCUAUUUGGACGUUUACUAGGAUUAACAGAAUUUUUCCACAUAUUCCAUAACCUGCUUGUUGAAGGAUCUAUGGACGAUGCUGAUGCAGAUAAUGCAGCUGACAAUACUAUCGUCUCUCCGGUUGACUCUUUGGUACCUAGUUAUGGUGAACCCGGGUAUUCUGAUGACGAUGAUGAAGGCAAUACUGAUGAAGAGGAAGGGGAGGCAGAGUUAACUGAGUCAACUGCUCCACUUCCUAAAAUAUGCAUCAAGGCCUUACGUCGUCUUGGAUUGAAACGUCUUCUCAAUGCUAUUACAACCAAUAAACCAACAGUUGGUGCAUAUCGAUCAUUAGCUCGCCCACUGAGUGUACUAUUACGCUUAGUUUUGAAAGAUGAACAGUUAAGUAAAAAACGUGAAUUGGGAAUAAAACUUGCCAAAUUCCCUGUUACACCGUAUACAGCGCCUGAACUGCUCAGAUUGACUCUUCUGCAUGAGGUUCCAUUGAAUCAUUCUCCUAUAGUUAAAUCAGAAGAAUUCUUAAAACACGAUAAUUCAGUCACAGAGCUCAAGCAGUUUGAACGGAGCACUGUGAUACAACUCGUGCAUCACUUAUCAAACUCUGAUCUGCAUGAACUAUUUCCGGAAGCCCGUGUAUUAGCUUUAGAAUCAGCUGUUGAAAAGAUUUUCGAUCUUGAUCUUAUUGAUGAUCAUAUUAUGGCAUGUCAGCGUCGAGCAACUGAAGCCUAUCUAAAGAAGAUUCAGGUGUUACGUGAUAAGAAUAUACGAAAGAAGGACAAGAAAGAUAAUGCAGUCGAAACUGGCAAAGUCAAUGGUACACCAUCUACAAAUCAAAAUAAUGAGUCUCUAUCGAAGACGGAGACUUCUGCGACGACAGAGCAAAAGGACAAUGCUGAGUUCGAUAAUGAUUUAGCAUCCAUUGUAAAACGUCGACGGAUAAUGGCUGCACGAGCAGCCAUAGAAAGAGAAGAAAAAGAAAAUCUCGAACGUCAGCGACGCUUAGAGUUGGCUCAGGAACAGGCUGAAGAACGUGCGAUCAACGCAGUCACUCGACUUUAUGACACGCGCUCUGCAGAGGCUAAAUGCGUUUUUCGUGUCAACCAAUUGGUUAUGAUCGAUAUUAUCGUCGUAUCUGCUAAUUGGGCCUGCUCUGAUAUAAUGUAUUCAGCUAACCCAUCGAAAGCUCUUCAAGAUGAUGAAACAAUUCCUGAACCAGCUCAUUUAUGUGUACAUAAUGACCAGUUGAGAAUGAUACAACAUUAUGUAGCUCUUGGAGCAGUUGGUAUUUUUAUGAUCGUCCAGAACAAUUGGAUGAAUUAUCAAACUCUUUAUUGUCAAAUGGUGUGGAAAAGUGCCCCUAGUAGUAGUGAAAAUCCUGUCCCAUCAGAAAAUAGUACCACAAAUUUGACUCCAGUAGAUCCAGUGAAAAGUGUUACUCAGAAGCGUAAUCUUAAUGCUGGAGCUGCUUUGGCGGGGGCACUAUUGAAGAACAUUCUUGAUACUGAAGUCCGUUUAAGAUCUGGUGGUCUUGGUGGUGUCCCUGACUUUACAGAGUUUCAAGAACGCAUGGCGCAAGUGCAGACUUCAUAUGGACUAUCACAAGAUUAUUUGAGUGGACAUUUAACAUCAAAAUCCACUUCAUCAUCAACAGGCAGUCAAUCUCCUAACAGAGAAGGACUUGUCAAUGCACUAAUCGAAGUAGCUGAACAUAUAAUUCCACGGUUUUUAAACGUACCUGAUUUAACCAGUAAAGCACAAUUGAAUAGCGCACUGCAAAAUCCCUCAGAUCCUAGUGCAGAUGUCAAAAAUUCAAUGACAACUGAUCAUAUAUCACGUGCCAAAUAUUCAUCUGAUGAAGAAUCUGACUCUUCUGAUACUAAUGAUCAGGAAUUAGAAAAGGCUAUUCUGGAUCCUGAAGCUCAUGAACAACGAACGCGUACGUGGAUGACAGUAUGGCGUAAUGAAGUUCGAAGUGCUCGUACACUGGCUCGUUUAAAUCUUUUACAUGCAUGCUUGGAUGCAUGUGUUCUUUGGGAGAAAUCAGUUGAAGAUGCUCGUUGUCGCAUCUGUCGUCGUAAAACUGAUGAUGACAAUCUACUGUUAUGCGAUGGCUGCAAUCUCGCUUACCAUCUUUAUUGUCUACGUCCACCACUGAAACGUGUACCAGCAGGUGACUGGUUCUGUCCAACCUGCCGACCAGUCUCGCGUGCUCUCGAGAAGCGUAAACGUGAAGAACGUCUAGCAAGAUCAGCGAGACGUCGGAAACGGGCUGUGUCUUCUGAUGAUGAUGAUGACGAUGGGGAAAACGAAUCCGACGACAAUCAGGAUAGUAGUGCUGAAAGCGAGGACAUUCGGACAACUAGACGUCGGAAUCCUCGCCGAGUUAGUCCAUCGAGUCGUCAUCCAGUUGCCUCAAAAAGUAUCAAACAUGACACAUCUUGUCUUGUCUGUUCAGACAGCAUCGGUGAUCUAAUAUCGUGUUCCUGUUGUCCAAAUAUAUUUCAUCUGGACUGUCAUGAACCUCCUUUACAUCAUAUCCCACGUGGAGAUGGUUGGCAGUGUUCAAGUUGUCGGCUGAACAAAAAUCGUACUCUUAUAACGUCUUAUUUUCAAAGCAGAGAUUAUCGUCAGAAAGUCUAUCAAAUGAACUUUAAAAAGCGAACUGUCAGUCCCGAGGAGGAACACAGUGAAGAUGAAUUUGUAAAUAAUUCGCAUUCUACGCGUUCAAUGCGUACUAGAAAUAGAUCACAAAGAAGUGUGGCAAAUUCUGAUACAGAUGAUCAACAACGAUCAAGUUUAGCGUCAUCAGAUGUGGAUAGUCGUUCUAAUAGUCAACAGCCGACAUCAUCUCGUCGUCGUCGUCGAAGUACUUCUCGGUCUGCAUCUGCACUUGGUGCACAAUUGAAAAAUCAUGCAAAACGCAGACGACAUAAUUCUUCUGGUGCAGAAGAUGAUAGUACUACGGAAACAGAACAAAUGGAUGAACAGUCAUCUCAGGCAUUGUGUUCUCAAAUUCUUGAUACUGUGUUCAAGCAUAAACAAUCAUGGCCAUUCAGAAAGCCUGUAGAUAGAAGUCAGGUGCCAGACUAUUAUGAGAUAAUUACUGAUCCCGUCGACUUGUCUAUGAUGCGUGAUUGGUUAUCAGAAGGACGGUAUACUACAGAGAAUGUAUCUGAAGGAUUAGAAAAUUUGGCAAGAGAUUUUGGUACUUUGUUUUAUAAUGCUGAAUUAUAUAAUGCUGCUGACUCAGAUGUUUGGCUAGCUGGAGAGCAAUUGGAGAAUUUCGUAAAAAAUCAAUUUGCUCAAAUGACCAAUGAUGUUGUAUACUCUAGACCGGCGCUCGGUGAUAUGUAA
This is a messenger RNA of Trichobilharzia regenti, 4776 nucleotides long. Lineage: Eukaryota; Metazoa; Platyhelminthes; Trematoda; Strigeidida; Schistosomatidae. The record is from the annotation of a GenBank genome assembly.